GUUUCUUUCAAUACAAAAGUGUUACGGUACCAGUUUUACACCCAUAAUAAUGGUGUUUUUUUAUUCCCGGUUAUUUCCCAGUGUGUUUUACUCACUAUAUUUGUUGGACAUCAAUGCGCUGAGAGGCUUGAGUUUUGUACAUGCAAGUCUUAGAAAGUCUAAGAUAAAAAGACAAAGUUACAAUGGAAGAGUAUAACAUGUAUCUACCCAUUCUGAAUAAAUUAACCAUAGAUCUAUUCCCAGGGAUACUGCGGAAUCUUCUGGAAUCUUUCCUGAAUCACACCCAACUUCCUGAUUGGUACGCAUCUAUUAGAGGAAGAACAUUUUUCAGCAAGAUUGAAGAAAUUUACAUAUUCGAAAGUCCACAGAAAGGUUAUCAACAAUUCGAUUUAAGUCUUUUGAUAAAGAUUUUGAAAUUCAUGUGUGGAGCAACAACCAUUAAUUCACAUUUAGACUCUCUUUGCCGAAUUAGAAACAAAUUAUCUCAUUUACCAAAUACAAAUAUUACACGAGAUGAGUUUGACUCUUAUUUCAAAAAAUGUUUUGAUGUAGCAGAUAGUAUUGAGAAUUACGUAAAGACACCAAAUGAUGUAGCCAAUGCUAAUGAGAAUCACCCAAGUAGACCAGGACGUUUAUGUCAAAGGAUUCAUGACAUACGUGACAAAGGUUUUGACUUAUUUUCAGGUCAAACAAUGAUCGAUAAAAUACAGAGACGACUGAAUCAGCUACAACAGAACGGAGAAAGAAUCACAAAUUCAGAAAUUAAAAGGGAGGCAAUGACUAUAGAAUCGGAUAUACAAGAAUUAGUGCACCAGAAUGACUCACAGAAUGUAAAGCUGUGCGAGCUGAAGAAAAUGCUUCAUCGUGUAAGUUUAAUUUAA
This is a messenger RNA of Mytilus californianus (California mussel), 881 nucleotides long. RefSeq lists its product as uncharacterized. NCBI's taxonomy places the organism in Eukaryota, Metazoa, Mollusca, Bivalvia, Mytilida, Mytilidae. Bases 183 to 881 code for a protein of 232 amino acids. The record is from RefSeq and is a predicted model, not a curated record. The transcript is spliced from 4 exons.